UUCCCGCCGCCCGCACUUUCUCUCACCAACCCCCCUCUCUCUCUCUCUUAAAUCUUUCCCCGAAAGCUCAAAGAAAAUGCUGGGACAGCAUUAAUACUAACAUUUGUACAUCUGCUCACCAUUUCAUUGUCUCUAAAUUAAAGAGCUCUCUUUAUCACUGCGUGUUUUAUGGUGUGUCUGUAUUUGCGAAAUGGCUGUUUCGAAGAGCAGCAAUAAGCAUCGGAGUUACAUUUCGGUUCCAGCACAGAUUAUCAACUCAAUCUCACAAUCAUCGAUCGAUUCUUUGCUACAACCGCCCAAGAACAAGCAGUCCUCCUCCUCAAAACUCAGGGUUCUGCUCAAGAAUCCAAGGUUCUUCUUUAUCUUGAUCUUCGUGUUCGGUUUACUUUGUAUGUUGAGGAGCUAUGAAUACCCAGUGACGCCUUUUUGGCAGAACCCGUGUUCUGUUUCGCAAGAAAAGGCAUCAAUCUCAAGUGGGUUCUCGAGUUCUCAGCUGAGUAUUGGUGAGAAAGAUCAGGAAAUUGGUGAAAAGAGUGAGUUUUGGAAGCAGCCUGAGGGGAUGGGAUACAGGCCUUGUUUGGAUUUCAGUGAGAAAUACCGAAAAGAGGGUGGCGAAAUUGUGAAGGACAGGACUAAGUAUUUGAUGGUGGUGGUUUCUGGAGGAAUGAAUCAGCAGAGGAAUCAGAUUGUUGAUGCUGUAGUUAUUGCAAGAAUUCUUGGAGCAGCUUUGGUUGUGCCCAUCCUGCAAGUCAAUGUAAUUUGGGGUGAUGAAAGUGAAUUCGCUGAUAUAUUUGAUUUGGAGCAUUUCAAGAAUGUUUUGGCAAAUGAUGUGCGAGUAGUUUCAUCUCUUCCCUCUACCCAUUUAAUGACAAGGCCAGUGGAGGAGAAGAGGACUCCCCUUCACGUUUCUCCGGAGUGGAUUCGAUCACGUUAUCUCAGACGGCUUAGGAGGGAUGGUGUAUUACUUUUGCGUGGUCUAGACUCAAGGCUUUCUAAGGAUCUCCCUUCUGAUCUCCAAAAGCUUCGAUGCAAGGUGGCGUUUCAAGCUCUGCGGUUCGCCCCACAUAUCUUGGAACUCGGUAACAAGCUUACAGAGAGAAUGAGAAGCAAGGGACCUUAUCUUGCUCUUCAUCUGAGAAUGGAGAAGGACGUGUGGGUGAGGACGGGGUGUCUCCCUGGUCUGAGCCAUGAGUAUGAUGAGAUGAUACAUAACGAAAGAAAGGCACGUCCAGAGCUCUUGACUUCACGAUCUAACAUGACCUACCAUGAUAGGAAACUCGCCGGCCUCUGCCCUUUAAAUGCUUUGGAAGUCGUUAGGUUGCUUAAAGCGUUGGGAGCUCCAAUGAGCACUAGAAUCUAUUGGGCAGGCGGAGUUCCGUUGGGAGGAAGAGAAGCUCUCCUGCCAUUGACAAGAGAGUUUCCUCAUUUCUACAACAAGGAAGACCUAGCAUUGCUUGGAGAACUAGAACCCUUUGCGAAGAAGGCGUCGUUAAUGGCUGCUAUUGAUUACAUUGUUUCUGAGAAUAGUGAUGUGUUCAUGGCAUCUCAUGGUGGCAAUAUGGGUCAUGCCAUCCAGGGGCACAGGGCAUACGCUGGGCACAAAAAGACUAUCAUCCCAAACAAAAGACAGAUGCUCCCAUACUUCAUGAACUCUUCUCUUCCUGAAGCCGAGUUCAAUAGAAUCAUACUCGACUUGCAUAGGGACUCGCUGGGCCAGCCGGAGCUUCGGACUAGCAAAGCCGGGAGGGACGUCACGAAAUAUCCCAUCCCAGAGUGCAUGUGCAACAAUACAAUAACACAACAUUCCUCCGCCUAGCUCCCUACAGUAUCACUCUUCACAACACAAACAUCCACUUGAUGAGUUAAACGAUGUGAUGAGCGACACAAACUUGAGAAAUGCACCAGGGCCUAGUCCCUUGAAGGCCGGCCACGGUUCACAGGUGUGAUGCUUGACUGUGAAUUGGUAUUUCAUCUCAUAUUCCACUUCACUUAUACUCAUCAUGUCUAUAAAAUCACUUGUUAUCUUCAGGUGAAUAUUUUAUACACGUGACAUGUAUACAUAUACUGAAAUAUAAGAUGAAAUAUCAAUUUGAAAUAAAGGAUCCAGUCCGACGUUGCACGCUAGGUGUUCAAGAUUUCGACAUUGAUAUCUGAAAAGGUGGAAGCAGAAUGGAGAGGAUUUUUUGACUAGUGAGAUAGCUUCAGUUCAAUGAUCUAUCAUAGAGGUUAGGUGAAAAGUAUACCUCACAUAUUCUUUUGAUUUGAUUUAUUCUUUAUGUUGUAUUGUUGUACUUGAGGCAACAUUUCAUACAUGUUUAUACAUACAAUACAGAGAGAUUAAUCGUAUGAACGUUGUUAUAGUUUCUGACUGAGAGAGACUUUACAUGUGAAAUGCUAUAUUCUCAUUUCUGUUUUUGGGAAUGCCCAUCAUUUGAACAAGAAUAAACCAACUCCAACCUCCA
Sesamum indicum (sesame) is the source of this 2462-nucleotide messenger RNA. Its product is annotated as O-fucosyltransferase 20-like. Lineage: Eukaryota; Viridiplantae; Streptophyta; Magnoliopsida; Lamiales; Pedaliaceae. Gene Ontology annotation, cellular component: cytoplasm. The record is from RefSeq and is a predicted model, not a curated record.